This is a messenger RNA of Pneumocystis murina B123, 2462 nucleotides long. RefSeq lists its product as hypothetical. Gene Ontology annotation, molecular function: GTPase activity; microtubule binding; GTP binding. The transcript has 8 exons. Gene Ontology annotation, biological process: mitochondrial fission; peroxisome fission. The record is from RefSeq and is a predicted model, not a curated record. NCBI's taxonomy places the organism in Eukaryota, Fungi, Ascomycota, Pneumocystomycetes, Pneumocystales, Pneumocystaceae. Gene Ontology annotation, cellular component: cytoplasm; membrane; peroxisome. Bases 821 to 2446 code for a protein of 541 amino acids.
UUUUUAGAAAAAGAAUCAUAAAAUUUCUAAUUAUUAAUAUUAAAUAGGCGUCUUUUUUUUCUAAUAAAAAGUCAUUUAAUAUUCUUAAACAAAGUAAAAUUAUAAAAAUGGGAUCUUUAGAAGAUAUGAUUCCACUUUUAAACAAGCUUCAAGAUCUUGUGUUUAAUACUGUUGGAACAGAUAGUAUUGAUUUGCCUCAAGUUGUUGUUGUUGGAAGUCAAUCAAGCGGUAAAAGCUCUGUCUUGGAAAAUAUUGUCGGUAAAGAUUUUUUGCCUCGUGGAUCAGGAAUUGUGACUAGACGUCCUUUAAUAUUACAGCUUAUUAAUAUAUCUCCUGCGGCAAAUACUAAAACAAAAGGAUUUAUAGAUAAAGAACAAGAAUGGGCAGAGUUUUCUCAUAAUCCAGGGAAGCGAUAUACACAAUUUACAGAAGUUCGCAGUGAAAUUGAAAAUGAAACGUUUAGAGUUGCAGGAAAUAAUAAAGGAAUUAAUAGAUUGCCUAUUCAACUUAAAAUAUUUUCUCCUUAUGUUUUAAAUCUUACAUUAGUGGAUCUUCCAGGAUUAACAAAAAUUCCUGUUGGUGACCAACCAUUAGAUAUUGAACGUCAAGUACGUUCUCUUAUUCAAGAUUAUAUUGCAAAACCAAAUUGGUAACUUUUUUCAUAGGAAUAUAUUAAUAUUGGUUAAGUAAAUAAAAUAGUAUUAUUUUGGCAGUAACUCCUGCAAAUGUAGAUUUGGUUAAUUCAGAAUCCUUAAAACUUGCACGCCAGGUUGAUCCUCAAAGAAAAAGAACAAUUGGGGUUCUUACAAAACUUGAUUUAAUGGAUCAUGGUACCAAUGCACUUGAUAUUUUAUUAGGGCGUGUAUAUCCUUUGAAACUUGGAUUCAUUGCAGUUGUUAAUCGUAGUCAGCAAGAUAUCAUAACAAAUAAAAGCUUAAAAGAUUCAUUGCGUUUUGAACGUGAUUUUUUUUGUAAUCAUCCUAUAUAUAAAAACAUAUCACAUUUAUGCGGUACCCCAUAUCUUGUUAAAUCUUUGAAUAUUAUUCUUAUGCAGCAUAUACGAGAAAAACUUCCUGAUAUAAAAGCAAAGCUUAUAACACUUAUGGAACAGACACGACAAGGGAUUUCUUCUUCUGAUAGUCAAUGUCUUAUAGCAAAAAAUAAAGGUUCUGCUUUACUUUACCUUAUAAAUGGAUUUUCGAAUGCCUUUAUUUCUUCUAUUGAUGGAUCAUCUUCUGAAAUUUCAACAAAAGAGCUUUGUGGUGGAGCUAGAAUUUAUUACAUAUUUAAUAAUAUUUUUAAACAUGCUUUAAAUAUGAUUGAUCCAACAGAAAAUUUAACUGUUCAAAAUAUUAGAACUGCUAUUAGAAAUUCAUCUGGUCCUCGAUCGUCUUUGUUUGUUCCUGGUCUUGCUUUUGAUAUUCUUGUAAAACCUCAAAUUAAAUUGCUUGAAAUACCAAGUCGGAGAUGCGUUGAACUUGUUUAUGAAGAAUGUGUAAAAGUAUGUUAUGCAUGUUGUAAUAAUGAACUUGAGAGAUAUCCACGACUUCAAGCUAAGCUUGUUGAAAUCAUGUCAGAUUUAUUAAGAGAACGACUAGAACCUACAUCUAAUUAUGUUGAAAGUUUAAUACUAAUUCAAAUGGCAUAUAUAAAUAUUGAUAAUCCAAAUUUUGUUGAUAGAAUGGGUUUGAUUUCUUCUAUUUUUCAAGAUUCUAAUAAAGACAAAAAAAAUAUAAAAGCAGAUAAAAAAGAAACAGAUAAUAAAAGAAGGGUAUCUGGAAAUAUAAUUGCGACUAAUGGGAUAUUGGAAUCUUCACGAUCAGUUCCUAAUGAUUUAACUAAUAACAUAGUACAAAAUAAUACGUGUUCUCGUGAAACAGGAGUUCCUGGUUUUGAAUUAAAUAGUGAUUUCGCUUUACAAAGUGGGAUAUUUUCAAAUUCAAUAGGACAUAUUAAUUCAUCUGAUAUUAAGGAACUUUUUUUUAAUUUUUUUAGCAAUGAUAAAAAAGAAUAUACAAAAACCCCACGGUCAUCAAUUCCAUUUUCAGAAAAAGACCUGAAUACACUUAAAUAUCCAGAUAAUUCUAUUUCUCAUGAUAUAGUAUCUCUAAAUAAAGAUUCUUUAGAUAUUGUUGAUAGUGAUUAUGAUGAAAAUAUGACUGAAAGACAACAAUUGGAGGUUAAUUUAAUUCGUAGUUUAAUAAUAUCCUAUUUUAAUAGUGUACGAGAAACUAUUCAAGAUCAAGUCCCAAAAGCUAUUAUGCAUUUUCUUGUGAAUUAUUGCAAGAAAUGCCUCCAAAACAAGCUUGUUACUGAAUUGUAUAGAGAAGAAUUCUUUGAUGAUCUACUUUAUGAAGAUGAAACAUUGACGAUGGAACGAGAAAAAAUUCAGAAGCUGUUAAAUGUAUAUAAACAAGCUUUGAAAUAUAUUAAUGAAAUAUUAUGAAUUAUUGUAAAUUAGG